This is a messenger RNA of Dictyostelium purpureum, 2064 nucleotides long. RefSeq lists its product as uncharacterized. Gene Ontology annotation, cellular component: SAGA complex. The record is from RefSeq and is a predicted model, not a curated record. Gene Ontology annotation, molecular function: transcription coactivator activity. Bases 1 to 2064 code for a protein of 687 amino acids. The transcript is spliced from 2 exons. Lineage: Eukaryota; Evosea; Eumycetozoa; Dictyosteliales; Dictyosteliaceae. Gene Ontology annotation, biological process: regulation of transcription by RNA polymerase II.
AUGCCUAAACGAGGUAGACCACCCAAAAAUAAACCAUUAAAUAGCGCCGAUCCUAGCGGAAGGGGAUCAUCAUCACACCAUUCAUCUCAUUCAUCUGCAAAUGAAGAGGAUGACAAUCCAAAAAACGAACAAACAGAUUUAAAAUUAUAUUUACCUUCAGUUGACUUGGUCCCAAAACUAUUAGAAAAUGGAUAUAUAACAAAACUAUCAUCGAUGAGUACCAUCGAGUAUCACAGUGAUGAAGAUUCUAAUAUACCGAUGACAACAGAUGGGGCACCUAUUAAUAUAGAUCAAGAAGAUUUGGAGCAUGCAUGCAAAGAUGCUUUAUUGUUUAAAAAGUAUAUUAGGGAUUCAAAGAAUUUAAUAAAUAAACAAAUUGAAAAAUUAGAAAAAUAUGAGGAUAGGUUCCAAACACCUCCUACAUCACUAGAAUCAUCCCCAACACCCGCACCAAUAAAAGCAAUUGUACAAAGAAACAAAUAUAAACCAAAAGUUAGAAAGCAAACUACAAAAUCAAAUAUAACAUCAUCCAGAAUCAAUAUUGACAAUGAUUUUCAAGAUGUUGAAGGUAACAGUGUCAUAGAUGCACCAAAAAGUUCAGAAUAUGAAAGUGCAUCCGAGAUUCAAACUCAACAUAGUAUUACCGAUGACAACGAUGACAAUGAUGACAAUGAUGAAAAAGAUGAUGAAGAUGAUGAUAAUGAUGAUGAUGACGAUGAUAAUAAUACAUCCUCAGCAACACAACAACCACAGCAGCCACAAAAUAAAAUAAAUAAUAGUAGUAGUAGUAAUAAUAAUAGCAGUAACAAUUUGAACCCAACUCCUAAUAAAACAAUUGGUGGAAAAACAGCAUCAAAGGGUAAUGGUGGUAAAGUAAAUAAAAAUGUUAAUACCAAUAGACCUACAGGUAAAGUGAAUGAAAGUGAUGAGGAUGUAGAUAUUGUCGAAGUUGAUGAUCAUCAACCAGCAAAUGUAAAUAGACUAGGUACCGGUAAAAACCAUAGAAACAGCACUAUGGAUGUAGAUAUGUUUCAGGAUACAGAUGAGCAACCAAGUGAAACAGAGUCAGUUCAUUCGAAUAAAUCUCAUCAAACCAACAAUUCAAAAUCAACAUCAAAGAAUAGAAAAGGUGUUUCAAAGAAUAACAGUAAAAAGAAGGGCGAAGAUAAAAAGAGAAAAAAGCAAGAGGAGGAAGCCAGACAUCACUAUGUUGGACCAGGUGUUUUUUGGGCAUCAAUGGAGAGUUAUCUUAGACCAAUUAAAGAUUCAGAUAUCGAAUUUAUAACGCCAAGAUCGGAGGAGCAAGAUGCAAAGUUUUUUGAAAUUCCACAAUUGGGUACUCACUAUUCCGAGGCAUGGCAAUUAGAGGAUUUGGAAAGACUUCAACCCUCGGGUAGUGGUGGCAAACAUCGUCAAAAUAUAAGAAAUAAUAGAUCAGCUAUAGAUCAAACUCAGGAUGAUAUAUUUGGUAAUUCAUUACCAUCGCUAUCAUUUGGUGAUCCAAAAGAAUCAGAUCAGCUUUCAAUAUCAACCGACGAAAUUAUUUUAGGUGAUCUCUCGAUGAGAUUAUUAUCAACACUUAUUGAUGAAAGUAUGUUGAUAUCAACACCAUUGAAUCAAACACAGCAACAACAGCAACAGCAGCAACAACAACAAGGUUCAGGACCUGCAAUAAGAUUAAAUCAACAAAUAUUUACCUCAUAUACACCAAACAGCCAAUUGACCCUUGAGCAACGUAUUCAACAAGAGUUAAGAAGCUUAAAUUUAUAUGACGAUUAUAAACUACCAACCUCAGUUAACCAAUUAAUACCUACAAAAGAAAAAGAAAGAGAUAGAGAAGAUGACGAAAUUUGUGAGGAGUUAAGAAUUUUACAAAACUCACUUCGUGCUCAAUUGGCCAUCAACAAUGAUCUUAGAUUAAAGGCUCUCAAAGAAAUUAAAUCUAUUUUAGUAAAACAAGACAUUUUAAAGAGGAAAAUAUCAAGCCAUGCAGUUUCAGAAAAGAAUUAUCAAAAAUUAAUGAAAAGAGAUAAAAAAAAGAAAAAGUUAAAAAUCAUUUCUUAA